Penicillium chermesinum is the source of this 1011-nucleotide messenger RNA. Its product is annotated as putative proline-rich, actin-associated protein Vrp1. The transcript is spliced from 2 exons. Lineage: Eukaryota; Fungi; Ascomycota; Eurotiomycetes; Eurotiales; Aspergillaceae. The record is from RefSeq and is a predicted model, not a curated record. Bases 1 to 1011 code for a protein of 336 amino acids. Gene Ontology annotation, molecular function: actin binding.
AUGCCUCCUCCCCCUCCUCCCCCUCCGCCGCCGCCGCCGCCGCCGCCUGGGGGGUUUGGUGGCCCUCCCCCUCCCCCUCCUCCAGGCAAUCUACCAAGCAGACCUUCAAAGGGUGAAGUCAAAGGCCGAGACGCUCUCUUAGGCGAUAUUCGCAGUGGCACAAAGUUGAGGAAGGCUGUCACCAACGAUCGAUCUGCUCCUCAAAUCGGAAAACCUGGAGGAGGUUCUGCUGCGCCCGCUAUUGGAGGUGCGCCUCCAGUGCCUGGCGCAAGACCACCUCCUGCUGGGCUUGCUCCACCUGUCCCCUCCGGACCAGCCGCAAAUAGACUACGAAGCAACAGCGAGGGACCGCCUGCGUCAGAUGUAGGAGUCAGCUCACCAGCAGCCCAACUAGGUGGUCUCUUUGCCGGUGGUAUGCCGAAGCUACGCAGUCGAGGUGGCGGAGUCGACACAGGAGCGAAUAAAGCAGAGUCUCCAUAUCUCUCGGACUCGGAGACAUCUCGCCCAGCGCCAGCUGCGCCAUCUUUCAAGGCACCUUCCGUUCCUAAGCCUCCUGGUGCAAAGCCUCCUCCCCCGCCGCCAACUACUGAGUCUCCGCCGGCACCGCCUGUAAACCCAUUGGUUGCAAGUCUAAAGAAGCCGCCCCCACGACCUGGCUCCAGACCUUCUUCUACAUUAUCUUCAGCGAGCACAAAAUCUGCUCCAGAGGCACCUCCCCCACGUGCUCCGCCUCCACCUCCUGGUGGCCGAGCGCCUGCGCCCCCCUGCUCCUCCAGCGCCUCCAGCUCCCCCAGCUCCCCCAGUAUCUCGGAAACCAUCCGGUGCCCCUCCACCUCCGCCUCCGCCUCAAGCAAGCCCAGCAGCUCCUCCUCCGCCUCCCCCAGCAACAACUACAAGGGCUCCUCCUCCACCUCCCGCUGGAAGGCCAACACCCCCUCCACCCCCGCCAGCAAGCGGUCCGCCGUCGAUUGCUGCCCAAGCAGCACGUACCGCGCUGGGCAAUCAUACUAG